UUUGUUUACGCGCUUUUGAAUAGGGCGCUGAAUGAACGAUGUAUAUAAACUGUUGAAGUGCUUCAUCGGCCAGCAGUCAGAGCUAACUAGCGUUUUAUGUAAGAACUCACAAAGAGUGCUAUAGGACGCCGCGAGGCAGUGUGUACAGAAUACUCGUACAUUAUUGGAUCAUAUAACUCGAGGAUUGACAACGUGCGAAAUAACAAGGGAUGUUUUCAUCGAAAGAGAUGGAUCAUCUGGAGAGCGAAGUGGAUGAUAUAUUUGGUGUAGUGUCGCUGGAAAAAAACUUCAAGUAUUACGACUAUUCUCCACUGGCGAAAAAGCAUUAUGAUGUUGAAGAAGAGGACAUUAGUGACGAAGUAUGGCCGUUGACGAUCUUUCUGACCCCGCCGUCGUCGCCAGACAGUAGUCCGACAUACGAAUCCAUCCUAAACGAGAAACCUAACGAAAAUGACGAGAUUUUAUCAGGAGCGUCGCGCACAAAGGAUUUGAAAUGUAUGCUAAUUAGAGAUUGUAUGUGGAAUGGCGAAUCGCCUAAGAAAGGACGAAUCUUUGAAAAAUUACGACCGCUCACGAAAACACCGCCACUGAUUGACUGUAAUCUACGAAUGUAUGUGGAUCCAAGCGAGAUCUGGCCUUUCUAUUUUAACGAUCAACUAAAGGCGGGAAAAACAGCUACUCUAGACAAUAACAAUGAUAACACAGACGAAGAAGUAGAAGUUGAUGUUGUUGGACUCGAAGGAAAUCCAAAAAUGGACGCCGUAAAAAAGGAAGGAAAAGAAAUAAAAUCGGAAAAAAGCGAGGAAUGCGACAGAGCGGAGUCGAGGAUCGUGGAAGAAGCGGAAAGCACUCCACAAUGCGAGAACACUGAUCAUGAUUAUUCAUUUAAACUUCGGUCUGGAGUAAAAAGGAGAAGAUCGAGUUGUAGCGAGUCUGAUAAAGAAAACUGUUCUGAACAAAAAACAAGAGUAUUAUCAGGAGAUGAAUCUGAUCCCGAGUGCGAGAUACUUGGUCGCGCUACACACAAUGUUUUAGAACGGAAAAGAAGAAACGAACUAAAGCUACGUUUUCAAUACCUGCGGGACUCAAUUCCUGAUAUAUGUGGCAACGAUCGUGCUCCGAAAGUUUCAAUUCUACAGAAAGCGUACAGCUACAUUUUACAGCUGCAAGCUGAGGAAAGAUCUCUUGUACAACAGAUUAAGACACAAAAGAACCGCAAAGAUCAGCUCCUUAGGAAAGUCUUAGAAAUGCAAAACCGUAAUUUGUCUUUUUAGGACAAAUGAAUGACAGAUCGAUCAGCUGUAUCUUUGAGUGGUUUUCGCGUUCCAUUCAUUGAUUAUAAGAUAAGCUUGAAAUGCUCAAGGAGAAUUCUCUGAACAAAGAGGACGAUUAUUCAACUUGUUGAUUUGUCGUGGUUUAAUACAAAGCUAAUCACGCAAUUGAAACUGCUGAAUACUGCAUGUAAGUAUAAACUUAGUUAGAUAGUUGUAGCCUAUUAUAUGCGAAAAUGGAGCAUGAAUUAUGCGAAAAUAUCAUUUUCAAAUCCAAAAAAAUAAGAAAACCACUAUAUUCUUUAUAGCUGUUUAGUAUAGCUAUAAUUUCAACGUAUUAUUCCUAUAUGUAUAUGCAAAGCGCAUAACACAAAAAAAUAGUGAAUAGGAACAAUUUUUUAUGGACAACAAAUGACAUAAACUGUAUAAUUAUGUACAUAAUCAUGUUGCGAAAGGCAAAAUGUUGCAUUAUCUAUAAACAUGCGUAUAUAGGAUGUUGUUUCUCUAUGUCGCCAGUAUUGGGAUCAAAAUGACACUGUUUAUCAUUGCUUGAUCUUUAUGUUUUCAUUUUUCUCAUGUUCGUCAACUAUAAUCAUUAUAAUUAUGCACUGUUUGCGAUAACUCUAAUAGCUUGAGAUAAGCUGAUACGAUGUUUCUCGACCGCCUUUAUGCAAAAUAAGCAUUUCGUGUGGUCAGCUUGUGUGCAUGUGUACAAUAGUCUUUUUUCCACUAGACCUAUAGGAAAAAAAUAGUCCAAAGAACUGCUUUCAAUCUUGACUAGAUUAAACUUCAGAAUGAAGGAACCAAUAUUGGUGGCAUAGAGAACUCCCUAGCAAUGACAUCUCAUUGAAUGCGACAUUGUUCAUAUUUAUAUUUUAUCAAAAAUAGUACAUAUUAUACAAAUUGCACAGUCAUAAUCAUUGCACACACUGUAUCAAGACAUAUAUAGCACAUAUAUAUAUAUAUAUACCAAUUGCACUUUGAUGUACCCAAUCAAAUUAAUGAGCACUACAUGCAAGUUUUAAUGCAUUACGAAAUGGCAAUUUCUGAUUGAAUGAAGAUGAAUUUCAAUGAAAGUUAAACCAAGGUUUUGAAAAUUCACCAAUUCUUGUAAAACCUGAAAAGAGGAAGGCGACUUUUGGUUGUUCAACUUGUAGUUAUGAAAUUUAGUUUUCAAUUUCCGACUUGAAAAGAUUCAUGAAAAUACAGUCCUGUACAAAUACUCAAAAUCCACUUUGAAAUUGUAUCAACUCAUUCGGGAGUAACUGAGAGUACGAAUGCGGGUCAUCCGUGAGCUAUAAGAAUUGUUUGCUUUCUCGCCUCGAAGUUGAGGUCGUCGGGAAUAGCAUCAAAAAUCUAUUUUGAAAGUCUGAGACAACGACUUUUGCAUGGUAGCGUUAGUGCAAACAAUGCACAAUAUAAUGAAAUCGAUCUCCUACCCAUAGAGCUGAAACAAUCUUAAAGUUAAACAAAGUAAGCGAUACUAUUAUCGACAUAAUUACUGCAUGUUUUUCUGGCAGCCAUGCAUGCAAGCAAAAAUUAACUGCCCACAUACGGCGAAUUUCCCGCCAUUUUCUGCUUUGUGCUAUUAUUUCGAAACGCGGAAAGCCCCCAUACUGAUUUAACUUUCUUAAUUGUAUGUAAUUAUAUAUACACACUGUUUAAGAAGUGAAUGAAUGCGCUGAUUUUAUAAUAAUCAUUUAGAACAAAUAAAUUCGCUUUUAGAAGGCGAGCAUGUAUAGUUUUUAGUCGAAUAGCAUAUGAAUCAAUUUUUAAUGCACAUAAUAAUGUAAUGCACAAUAAUAUGUAACGAAUUAUAUAUAAUUAUAUAGUAAUUGUAUAACGUGCACGUCAAUAAAUUUCCAUA
Messenger RNA from Dendronephthya gigantea, 3138 nucleotides. Its product is annotated as transcriptional regulator Myc-A-like. Gene Ontology annotation, biological process: regulation of transcription by RNA polymerase II. NCBI's taxonomy places the organism in Eukaryota, Metazoa, Cnidaria, Anthozoa, Malacalcyonacea, Nephtheidae. Gene Ontology annotation, molecular function: DNA-binding transcription factor activity, RNA polymerase II-specific; protein dimerization activity; RNA polymerase II cis-regulatory region sequence-specific DNA binding. The coding region runs from base 210 to 1274 and encodes 354 amino acids. The record is from RefSeq and is a predicted model, not a curated record. The transcript is spliced from 3 exons.